AUGUCCCGCAACUCCGCCUUGAAGCGCCUCUAUAGCUCCUCCUCCUCCAGCGCCUCCGCCAACGACUCCCCCGCGACCACCACAGCCACCACCCCCGACCCCUCGCAGUCCCGCCGCGAAUCCGAGCACGACGACAACGACUCUGCCUCAAGCACAGCCUUCAACCCCGCCAAGGUCUCCUCCAAGCUCACAACCCUCGCUGCCAGCGCCGCCACCGUCGUCCCGGGCUCCGAUGAAGGUCACCCCAAUGAUCCGCUGUUGCGUGUUUAUGACCCCUCCAAGGACGACAAUCUGAGCAUGGAGGAGCUACUCGCCCGUCCGCGCCUGCCGCGCACGCCACACGAACGUGCCGCUAUGAACAAGCUGAAAGCCGGGCUGGAGACUGUUGCAAAUGGUGGCGCAUCGGCGGAGCUUGGUCCGAAAGAGCAACUUGCUGCCAAGAAGCUCCUGGAGCAGGCUGGAGAGGCGCUGAAGAAGGCCGAUCGCGAGGAGCAUAUGAAGCUUAUCAUGGGCAUGGCUAAAGACGUCGACGCCAGCUAUGCGAGGAGUAAUGAGCAGUGA
This is a messenger RNA of Pseudogymnoascus destructans, 561 nucleotides long. RefSeq lists its product as uncharacterized. The transcript has a single exon. The record is from RefSeq and is a predicted model, not a curated record. NCBI's taxonomy places the organism in Eukaryota, Fungi, Ascomycota, Leotiomycetes, Thelebolales, Thelebolaceae. Bases 1 to 561 code for a protein of 186 amino acids.